Candidula unifasciata is the source of this 178-nucleotide messenger RNA. The record is from the annotation of a GenBank genome assembly. Lineage: Eukaryota; Metazoa; Mollusca; Gastropoda; Stylommatophora; Geomitridae.
AUGGCUGACGCUUCAAGCCUGUCUGUUGGCGUAGCGCAGUGUUUAAGAACAUGUGUGUUAUUACUAGUGAUUUUUUACGGCCGGUGUCUUAAUUUAAACACAGCUUGUAUAGAAGUGAAAAAGGCCUAUACUGAAAAAGGAUUUGAUGAAAAUGAAGUACCUAUAACGGCGAUAUCUG